AAAAAAAAACAGAAGAAGAAGAAGAAGAGAAAUAGGAGGAAGGGAAUCACUAUCUCGUUCUCCGACCGCCGCCCCCAACCUGAUCGCCGGCAUUUCCAGAUCCCGCCGUCGCCGGUGAGUUCCUUCUUGAUUCUUUCUUUACUUCUUCGCUACUUUUUCCCAAUGAAGGAUCCAAACCCUUCUGUGGUUUUUGCAGCAAUGGCUGAUGACUCAGGACAAGCAACUUCAAAUGAAGUAGAGAAGCCUCAGAUUGAGCCCAUAAGAUUGCCCAGUGUUGAGGAAAUUCGUGGCCAAGACAUUUGGAACAACUGUGCAGUGCGCAGUGUUGUUAGUGGAGUUAUGGGUGGUGGGCUUGGCAUAUUCAUGGGUUUGUUUCUUGGAGCAUUGGACAAUCCAAUUAUGCAGGAGGAAAUGACAGGCAGACAACAGCUGAUUUACCAAGCAAAGCAGAUGGGCCGAAGGAGUAUCAGUUCAGCCAAAGCAUUUGCUGUUAUGGGUUUUAUAUUCUCAGCUGCAGAGUGUGUUGUUGAGAAGGCACGAGCAAAACACGACAUGACAAAUACUGCUGUUGCUGGAUGUACUACAGGGGGAGUAAUAUCAGCAAAAGGUGGCCCAAGAGCAGCAUGUGCUGGCUGUGCUGGCUUUGCGGCAUUCUCCGUCCUCAUAGAGAAGUUUUUAGAGGGACAUUAAUGUCACCCGAUUUUGCAUUCUUUAAUCAUAGUUGGAGUUCUUGGCGAAAAUCUUUUCCCCACUUGUUAAAGGAAUAUUGUAGGGAGCACACAAGUUGCAGGAUUUAUUUACAUUUAUAAAUUUUUUAUACAAUGUGAGUGGCAUAUGCAUUCUCCAAACUGGGGAGGCUCUGAUGUAAUGGUAUGAUUUAGAAUUAAGUAAUUUAAGAAGUUUUUAACUGAUUCAUGGUUAUCUCUGGAAGAUUUUAUGGUGUAUCCUUACACUUGUCAUAGCUAUUUUAGUUCAAGGGAAUCGAUGUUUGUGUA
Molecule: messenger RNA, 995 nt
Organism: Lotus japonicus
Lineage: Eukaryota; Viridiplantae; Streptophyta; Magnoliopsida; Fabales; Fabaceae
Product: mitochondrial import inner membrane translocase subunit TIM22-4
Exons: 4
Coding region: 163-690 (175 amino acids)
Biological process (GO): protein insertion into mitochondrial inner membrane
Cellular component (GO): TIM22 mitochondrial import inner membrane insertion complex
Molecular function (GO): transmembrane protein transporter activity
Source: RefSeq, a predicted model, not a curated record